Spirodela intermedia is the source of this 4183-nucleotide messenger RNA. The record is from the annotation of a GenBank genome assembly. Lineage: Eukaryota; Viridiplantae; Streptophyta; Magnoliopsida; Alismatales; Araceae.
AUGGCCAGCGCCGCGGUGGAGAAGGUGGCGACCCCCGUCGAGCCCAGCUACGCCACCAGCGGGGCUUGCUGUGCCGCCAACGGCGGGCCAGGGUACGCCUCCCCUCUGGCGGCCAUGGAGGGGCCCCGGGAGGGCCUGCUCUACGUCACCUGUGUUUACAAUGGUAUCGUCACACGCAGAUGAUCAUCUCUACAUGGAACUCCCUCGUUAACUUCGAGUAUCCGUUUGUCUGUCUAAUCUUUGAUCGAGAAUCGGAUUCCCGUCUGCUCUUGCACAUUCCCCACCGGGAGGGAGUGGGAGAGAGGAACCCCAAGAGAAACUGACCAUGAUGUGUUUCCUGUUGAACGAUCGCCCCGAUUUCCUCUCGCUCUUUCUCUCCUGUGCUUAAUCAUGUAGUUUUCCUCUGGGGAAUCCUAGUUGCGACACCGGAAAUGUGGGAACAGACGGCGAACGACCCUACGCUCGUCCAAUUUUGGAUCUAUCCUGGGGCACUCUCUUCCAUGAGAUUCCAAUAGUCAACUCAGGUUUCAUUUAUUUCUGAUUUUUUAGCCUCAGGAUUUCACUUGACUGGUGAUAAAGCUCUGCAUCGAUCCGUCACCGAGAAACCUUAAGCUCCUUACAGUUCAGAAAUAUUAUGCCCCUCUCUCUCUCUCUCUGUCUCUUGAUGAUUCAUGGCGCAUUUCGUAUCUUCUGGAAUUAGUUUCGGGAUACCCAAUUCUCCAAUCAUCUGUAUGCAAGAGAAAAAUAACUGAAUUCAUUGUUUUUUUCGUUUUUCAAAAACGUGCCUGAGAUUUACCCCGAAUUUAGAGCUACUCAAACUGUCUACAAUGGAAAUUUUCUGUGCUCUGUGGUCCAAUUCUCAUGCAGCAAAUGACAACGUCUCUCUCUCUCUCCCCUCCCCUGUUUCAUAGUUCUGCUCGUUAUUCUUUCCCACAGUUCUACAUUUAUUCAUUUUCUCAGUACAUCUCCAUAAUUUUCUACAAAUAAUCAUCAUUUCUCUUAUACAUCAUCCUAAAAUUAGUGAAAGAACUUUAAGUUUAUUUGUCAUUGCUUCAUUCUGUCGAGGUUCUUUCUCUCCCUCUCCCCUCCAUUCGUUGAUCCAACAGUCACCAUACCUCCUCUGCCACUGCAGUUCCAAUCCAAAUAGCUGCUUAGGGAAAGGUUGACUUGACUCCCUCCCACUCACGCUCAUCUUUCUCUGGUGCAAGGAUCUGGGAGAGGGAAGCCUGACUACCUGGCGACUGUCGACGUGGACCCCACCUCACCUACCUACUCGACAGUCAUUCACAGGCUUCCUGUCCCUUAUGUGGGUGACGAGCUGCAUCACUCUGGCUGGAACGCCUGCAGCUCCUGCCAUGGCGAUCCUUCAGUGGCCAGAAAAUUCCUCAUCCUCCCUUCCUUGCUGUAAGCUAGCCUAUUCUUUGCUGCUUCCACUUGCUGCAAGUUAUUUUCUUUUCAAUCUUAAACGGAAAUUAUUUAUUAGUUUCCUUUACAUCAGAGCAAGAAAUACUCACAUUUUAUUCGAGGUAGAAGUUGUUGAACUACAGAUCCUGACUUUGAGUUAGGUGGAGAUAUAACGAUGAUUGUUCUUGGGUUAUUUCAGGUCGAGCAGGAUCUAUGUGAUCAACACGGCGGACGACCCGAGAGCUCCAUCCCUGCACAAGGUCGUCCAGCCUGAGGAGAUCGAGGAGAAAACUGGAUUGGCUUUUCCUCACACCUCCCACUGCCUCGCAUCAAGUGAUAUUCUGAUAUCCUGCCUCGGGGACAAGGAUGGGAAUGCCAAGGGGAGCGGGUUCCUCCUCCUGGAUUCAGAUUUCAAAGUCAAAGGAAGGUAGAUCUUAUUCAUAACCGCAUAUUUAUAUCUGUAAUAAUCAAGUGGGACUAUCUAUGUUUUUUUUUUAAAAUUUUUUACUUGGAAAAGCAUCAUGAUAAUCUGAGCACUCUGUGAGCAUGAGAUUUUGUGAUCAUUGACUUCUUUGAUUGUCUUUAGCAGAAGAAGAUAUUGAAAAUUUGAAAUUUCUGUCCGAUCUGAGAAUUUCUUUUGAUGCCAGAUGGGAAAAGCCAGGCCACAGCCCACUGUUUGGGUAUGACUUCUGGUAUCAACCCAGACACCAGACAAUGAUCAGCUCCUCAUGGGGGGCCCCUGAAGCUUUCUCAAAGGGAUUUGACCUCCAGCACGUUGCCGAUGGUCUGUACGGGAGACACUUGAGUGUGUAUAGCUGGCCCGGCGGGGAACUGAAGCAGACUCUUGACCUUGGGGCCUCGGGGCUCCUGCCCUUGGAAGUCAGCGCCCCUGAACUAGUCCAAAUUUGCGAAUAAUCCUUCAAAAUUCAUGCAACACUGCUCCCCACUGAUGUCACCUUUGACUUUUGUUGACAGACCCGAUUCCUCCAUGACCCGGCCAAGGACACUGGUUUCGUCGGCUCUGCUCUGAGCAGCAACAUGAUCAGAUUCUUCAAGACUUCUGAUGGGUCAUGGAGUCACGAGGUAUCUUAUACCAAUCUCCCCUGUUUUUUCUCUAGUUUCAUGUCUUUCUCUCCUGCUCUAUAUGGAUUAAGAAUAGUCCCAUAUUGAUUAUAUAAAUUGAACCUGUGAUGCUGUAGCAUCCUUCCAGUGGUUAUAAUGAGCAGCUAUCCAUAUUAUCUUAUUACAACGGUUACAGAGUUGUUUUAACGCCAGACUGCAAUCUGAUGAGACAUCAAUUGAAUAACCCAGAAUAAUUCAGAGCUAUUAGCACUGUGAUGAAGGCAUUAUUACACAACCAGAUUAGCCUUAAACCUAUUCUGAGUUGGGAAAUUAAAUUAUUUACCAUUUAUUGGGAACAAUACGUUGAUCCCAGUUUUGAUAACCCAUAAUUAGACGUAUUUUUAUGUCGGAGAAAUUGAAUUAUGUGCCAUUUCAUCAGAAAUGGUACCUUCACUACAGUUUUAGUGGCUCUUAUAUAAUACUGAGGGCCAUUUAAAACUAUGGUGAAGGUAUUAUUCACAAUGGGAGUAGCCUUAAACUUACUUUGAGCUGGGCAAUUAAAUUACUUACCUUUCCUUGGCAAUAAAACUUUGAAUGAUGUUUUAUUUUCUCUUAAUUAUUACUUAGAAGCCAUUAAAAACUGAGGUCUAGGUUUUAUUUAGCCUUAAGCUUAUUUUGAGCUGGGCAAUUUAAUUCUUUACUACUCAUUUAAAUAAGGUUCAUUAAAACUAUGAUCAAGGCCUUAUUCCCGAACAAAUUAGGCUUGAAGUUAGUUUUGAUCCGGUGAUUAAAUUAAUUCUAUUCAUCGGAAAGAAAAGUUUGACUGCAGAUUUAAUGGGCCUUAAUUACCUAUUAUGAGGUGGUCAAGUUAUUUUCCCCGAAUCAGAUUAACCUCAGAACAUAUUUUGAUCCGGGGAAGAAAUUAUUUUCCAUUCACCGGGGAGUCAUACUUUAACCACAGUUUCAGUGGCUCUUAACUAUCCUUUGAAACUUUGUUUCAGCCAGGCGGAGAAAUUAUUGACCAUAUUUGGCAUUGCCAUUGGCAGGUAGUGAUAUCGGUGAAACCGCUGAAGGUGAAGAACUGGAUUCUGCCGGAGAUGCCAGGGCUGAUAACGGACUUCCUCAUCUCCCUGGACGACCGCUUCCUCUACUUUGUGAACUGGCUCCACGGGGACAUCCGGCAGUACAAUAUCGAGGACCCCUCCAAGCCCGUGUUGACCGGCCAGGUCUGGGUCGGUGGGCUGAUCAGGAAGGGUGCUGACGUGUCAGCCGUGGAUGAAGAGGGCAAAGAGACCCAGUUUGAGGUCCCAGAAGUCAAGGUUAGUAUGACCAGAUAUGGAUCAGAUUAGAUCAGCUGAAUCAAACGAGACUAAAUAAAGUAACCCGAUCUUUGAAAUUACAGAAGGUUUGACUAUUCUGUUUGUGGAAAUCGCAGGGGAAUCGGUUGCGGGGGGGACCACAGAUGAUCCAGCUGAGCUUGGACGGGAAGCGGCUAUAUGUGACGAACUCCCUCUUCAGUGUGUGGGAUCGGCAGUUCUACCCGGAGCUCGUCCAGGAAGGGGCCCACAUGCUGCAGCUAGACGUGAACACUGAGGAGGGUGGGCUGGCGGUCAACCCCGACUUCUUUGUUGACUUUGGCUUGGAGCCUGAGGGCCCCUCACUCGCCCAUGAGAUGAGGUACCCGGGAGGCGACUGCACCUCCGACAUAUGGAUAUGA